This is a messenger RNA of Dendronephthya gigantea, 2051 nucleotides long. Its product is annotated as TAF5-like RNA polymerase II p300/CBP-associated factor-associated factor 65 kDa subunit 5L. Gene Ontology annotation, biological process: transcription initiation at RNA polymerase II promoter. Gene Ontology annotation, molecular function: RNA polymerase II general transcription initiation factor activity; protein binding. The transcript has 6 exons. NCBI's taxonomy places the organism in Eukaryota, Metazoa, Cnidaria, Anthozoa, Malacalcyonacea, Nephtheidae. The coding region runs from base 47 to 1792 and encodes 581 amino acids. Gene Ontology annotation, cellular component: transcription factor TFIID complex. The record is from RefSeq and is a predicted model, not a curated record.
AAUUGAAACAUUUUCUGUGCAAACUGUGUUUGAGAGUUUGCAAAUUAUGAGUCAAAAUCAAGAAGAUACAGAUAUUAAAGAUAGUAGUGAGUCGGCAGCUUUGUCAAACUUCUUCAAAAUCAGAAAAUACAGUGGUGUAGAUCUCGUCCAGUCAACCCAAGACUCCAUAAUGGACGUGCUUGUGAAACAAACAAUCGAGAGUGAAAGUGGCCAAAGUAACGUUUUAUCUUUUUCUACAACUACUAAAGAUGCAACUGUAUACUUCCAACAGCUGGAAGAGCAGUUCAUUGCACUUAAAACAUUCAUAGCUGGUACAAAUUCCGCGUACAGGCAGGAACUUAUUGGAAUGAAGUACCCAAUAUUUGUCAACAUUUAUCUGGAGUUGGUUGAAAAAUCUCAGGAUAAAAAAUCUGUGCCCUUUUACAAUCAGCAUGUUGGGGAUUUUUUAACUGAUCAUAAAGAAGAGCUGCAACACCUGAGAGGCAUCACUGGACCCGAAAAAUUAAGUACCAGUGAUAUUGCUGCAAACUUCCGCAAAAGCAAAUAUGUUCACAGACUAUCACAUAAAGUGUUUAUUUAUUUGCUACAGUUUUUAAGUGGCCUCAACCGUUCAAUUUUGCUUCAUUUUAUUGACAAGAAUAUUCAUUUGGAGGUAAAUAAUGUGCGGACAUCGCUGCUGGAAAGUUAUACAGAGGACGUAGGUCGUGAAAAAACUAAAGUUGGUGUAAAAAAAACUGAUUUGACGGUUCCCACAGAACUGUUGGAUGCAAUUAAAGCAAUGAAAGAUGAACCACCAAAUUUACCAACGGUGGUGUUGCAUAACAUAACAAACUGUACACAAGGAGUAACUUCUGCGGUUAUUUCCAAUGAUGGUCAACUAAUGUGCGCUGGUUUUGAAGAUUCAGCUGUGCGCUUGUGGAGCCUUACGCCUAAGAAAUUGGUUGUUAAUCAAGAAAACUUUCGGGAAAUGUCACAAGUAAAUCUAGGUAUAGGAGUAACUGAUGAUGAUGAUGAUAAUUCAAAGGCCUCUAUCUCCAGUGAGACACUAACUCUACGAGCCCACACUGGUCCAGUUUAUAGUGUUUGUUUUUCACAAGAUAACAGUUUUAUGCUGUCUGCUUCAGAGGACACAACUGUGAGAUUAUGGACGAUGAACUCAUAUACAAAUCGAGUAUCAUAUAUUGGUCAUAACUAUCCAGUUUGGCAUGUAGAUCUCAGUAACUUAGAUGUUUACUUUGUUUCAACUUCGAUGGACCAGACAGCCAGACUUUGGAAUCUUGAAUAUAAUUAUCCCUUGAGGAUAUUUGCUGGCCAUACAGCAAGUGUUGAUACGGCAAAAUUCCACCCUAACUGCACGUACAUAGCAACAGCCUCGUCGGAUCAGACUUGUAGGCUCUGGGAUGUUCAUUCUGGUUCCUUUGUUAGAUUGUUCAGUGGACACAAGGGAGCUAUAUUCUCGCUGAUGUUUUCAUCUGAUGGGAAGCACCUGCUUGGAGCUGGUGAAGACAGGGUUAUCCACGUGUGGGAUAUUUCAACAGGAAAACGUGUAAGAGAACUAACUUCGCAUAGCCACACGCUCUAUAGUUUGGCCGUUAACUCCUGUAACCUUUUAGCAAGCGGGGGAGGUGACGCGAAAGUCCUGUUUUGGGAUCUGAAUCAAGUUUUAAAAACAUCACAACCCCAGGGCAGCACAACCUGGUCGAAACCUAUGCAUUCGUAUACAGCAAAGUGUACGAAUAUCCUAAACUGUAGAUAUGGCAACGAUAAUUUAGUUUAUGCAGUCAGCAACUGAUAUAAAUAUAAUUUUUGUAACUAAGAAUUUGUUUUUGCGCCCUUUUGUUCUGAUGCUUGCAUUGUCGGUGUGAUGGCUACUCCGAGGUUGAUGUUCGAAAUGUUCAUUUUGCAAGUCCAUUCAAAUCUCACAUUAUCUAAGUCUGAUAUAAAUCAAAUUUACCCCAAAAUGAUCAACGAUUAUCGUUUUAUUUUUAAUAUAUUACAAAGCUUAAAUUAUUCAAGUGAUUGUUAAAAAGAAAUCUGUUGUAUACAGUAUU